UUAUCGGAAACGGAAGUGAGGCCUACUUAUUGUCGUCGCCUCAGUAAAGCGGAAGGAGUGAACGCCUUCGACUUUUGGGUUACUAGAAAAAAGACUAUGGAAUCUGGGAGUAUGGAAACGAUAGCUACUAACCCUCCUGGUGGAGGUUCAAAUGGCUUAGAAGAACCUAAGAAAAUGACAAGAGAGGAUUGGAGAAAGAAGAAGGAGUUGGAAGAACAGCGAAAAUUGGGCAAUGCUCCAGCUGAAGUGGACGAAGAGGGAAAGGACAUCAACCCUCAUAUUCCUCAGUACAUUUCUUCAGUGCCCUGGUAUAUUGAUCCUUCCAAAAGGCCCACACUGAAGCAUCAGCGACCUCAGCCAGAGAAGCAGCAGGAAUUUACAUUUUUGGGGGAAUGGUACAAACGAGGAGUCAAAGAGAAUUCUGUGGCAACUAAAUACCGCAAAGGAGCUUGUGAGAACUGUGGUGCAUUAACACACAAGAAAAAAGAUUGUCUGGAGAGACCUAGAAGAGUAGGAGCAAAAUACACAGGAACUAAUAUUGCCCCAGAUGAACAUGAUCAGCCUCAGCUGAUGUUUGAUUAUGAUGGGAAACGAGACCGAUGGAAUGGCUACAAUCCAGAGGAACACAUGAAAAUUGUGGAAGAAUAUGCCAAAGUUGAUCUAGCUAAACGUACUUUGAAAGCACAGAAACUGCAGGAAGAGCUUGCUUCAGGGAAACUGACAGAACAAGUGAACUCCCCACGACAUCGAUGGGAUGAAGAAGAACCAAAUUCACAGACGGAAAGAGAUCAUAACAGUGAAGGAGAAGAUGAGGACAAAUAUGCAGAUGACAUUGAUAUGCCUGGACAAAAUUUUGAUUCCAAAAGGCGCAUUACUGUCCGAAACCUUCGUAUUCGAGAAGAUACUGCUAAAUACUUGCGGAAUCUAGACCCCAACUCUGCCUACUAUGACCCCAAAACCAGAGCAAUGAGAGAGAAUCCGUACGCCAAUGCAGGGAAGAAUCCAGAUGAAGUUAGUUACGCAGGGGAUAACUUUGUUCGUUACAGUGGGGCUACCAUUUCUAUGGCACAAACUCAAUUAUUUGCCUGGGAGGCCUAUGAAAAAGGUUCUGAAGUUCAUCUCCAGGCAGACCCUACAAAACUAGAACUCUUGUACAAAUCCUUCAAAGUGAAGAAAGAAGACUUUAAGGAGCAGCAGAAAGAAAGCAUCCUAGAGAAGUAUGGUGGAGAAGAACAUCUGGAUGCCCCACCAUCUGAAUUACUGCUUGCUCAGACAGAAGAUUAUGUGGAAUAUUCUAGGCACGGAACAGUCAUUAAAGGGCAAGACAAGGCUGUUGCUCGCUCUAAAUAUGAGGAAGAUGUUCUGAUCAACAAUCACACGUGUAUCUGGGGUUCCUAUUGGAAGGAAGGCAAAUGGGGGUAUAAAUGCUGCUACUCGUUUGUCAAGUAUUCAUAUUGCACAGGAGAAGCUGGAAAAGAACUGGCUAAUGCUGAUGGGGAAUUGCCAAGUGAACUGCCUGAGGAUGAGUAUAUGGCCAUACCCAAAACUCUUGUAGAGAUCCACCAGGAGAGACAAAAAGAAGAGAAGAAGAAGAAGAAAAAGAAGAAGAAGCAUAAGAAGAGCACAAGUUCUGACAGUGAGGGAGAAGAGAGAAAGAAACAAGAAAAAUUGAAAAAGGCAUUAAAUGCGGAAGAAGCUCGUCUCCUUCAUGUGAAAGAAAUCAUGCAAUUAGAUGAGAGAAAGAGACCAUACAACAGCAUGUAUGAAAGCCGGGAACCAACAGAGGAGGAAAUGGAGGCUUACCAAAUGAAGCGCCAGCGACCUGAUGACCCUAUGGCUUCAUUCCUGGGACAGUAGCUUUGAGGAAAGAACUUGAAAAUGAUGUUACAUUUCAUGACCAAAUGGACAAACUGAUUUCCUCAGAAUGUUU
Anolis sagrei ordinatus is the source of this 1930-nucleotide messenger RNA. RefSeq names its product SLU7 homolog, splicing factor (gene SLU7). Gene Ontology annotation, biological process: mRNA splicing, via spliceosome. Gene Ontology annotation, cellular component: spliceosomal complex. Gene Ontology annotation, molecular function: pre-mRNA 3'-splice site binding. The record is from RefSeq and is a predicted model, not a curated record. Lineage: Eukaryota; Metazoa; Chordata; Lepidosauria; Squamata; Anolidae.